AUGUCUGGUCGAGGCAAAGGAGGCAAAGCAAAGUCAUCGGCAAAAGCUAAAACACGUUCGAGCAGAGCUGGCUUACAAUUCCCUGUCGGUAGAAUUCAUCGUCUUCUGCGCAAGGGUAAUUAUGCCGAACGCGUUGGUGCAGGAGCUCCGGUAUAUCUGGCAGCUGUACUUGAAUAUUUGGCUGCAGAAGUUCUUGAAUUAGCUGGCAAUGCUGCGCGUGACAAUAAAAAAAGUCGCAUUAAUCCACGUCAUCUACAACUAGCUGUGCGCAACGAUGAAGAACUUAACAAGCUUCUGUCGGGAGUGACUAUCGCACAAGGCGGUGUAUUGCCUAACAUACAUGCAGUUUUGUUGCCUAAGAAGAUAGCUGGUGAAAAGGAGUAA
Thelazia callipaeda (thelaziosis nematode) is the source of this 384-nucleotide messenger RNA. The record is from the annotation of a GenBank genome assembly. NCBI's taxonomy places the organism in Eukaryota, Metazoa, Nematoda, Chromadorea, Rhabditida, Thelaziidae.